AUGAACAAGCCCAGAGGCACUUGUGAACAAGAAUACUCAGGGCGCAUUUCUUCAAAUGCGCAGUUCAAGAUCACCACCACAACAGUUGAACUGCAGCCCGACAGCACUGCACUAUUCACUAUGAAUGACCAACCUGCUGAGCGUCAUCGAGACGAGAGCAAGCCAUGUGCACUUGCAUGCAUGUCGAAAGCCAGCCUCGAAUGCCACAUGUUUGCACACUCUCACAAUGAGUCUGAAAAGUCUCCCACCGCUCCUCCAACGGAUGUUCAGAUGGGAGAGAAGAGUUCUGGGUGCAACAUCUAUUCCUCUGCAUUCUCGUGGUCUGCAGGUGACGAGAACCACAUGGUGAAGCAUACUGACAAGAGGCCAUACAAGACCGAUGUCUGCCCUGCCGAGUUCAGCCUGAGCGGGAACCUACAGCAGCACACGCAAACAGAUUCAUGCAAGAAACCAUACAAGUGCGAUGUCUGCCCUGCGGAGUUCAGCCGGAGUUCUCACCUGCAGCAUCACAAGCUGACACACACGGGCGAGAAGUCAUACAAGUGCGACCUCUGUCCUGCAGAGUUCAGCCAGAGGGGGAACCUACAGCGUCACAAGUGGACACACACGGGUGAGAAGCCAUACAAGUGCGAUGUCUGCCCUGCGGAGUUCAGACAGGGUGGGCACCUACAGCAGCACAGGCGGACACACACCUGCGAGAAGCCAUACAAGUGCAACCUCUGUCCUGCAGAGUUGAAACAGAGCGCAAACCUGUCACAUCACAGGCGAACACACAUCGGCAAGAAGCCAUACAAAUGCGAUCUCUGUCCUGCAGCAUUUAGCCAGAGGAGGUACUUACAGCGUCACAAGCGGACGCAUACGGGCGAGAAGGCGUACAAGUGCGAUCUCUGUCCUGCGGCGUUCAGCCAGAGGAGGUACUUACACUGUCACAAGCGGACGCACACGGGCGAGAAGGCGUACAAGUGCAGUCUCUGUCCUGCGGGGUUCAGACAGAGCGCAGCCCUGUCACGUCACAAGCGAGCACACGCAAGUGAGAAGCCAUACAAGUGCAAUGUCUGCCCUGCAGAGUUCAGUCAGGGCGGAUACCUACGGCAGCACAAGCGAACACACACAGGUGAGAAGCCAUACAAGUGCGAUGUCUGCUCUGCGGAGUUUAGCCGAGAGUUCAGCCAGAGCGGGACCCUGCAGCAGCACAAGCGGACACACACGGGCGAGAAGCCAUACAAGUGCGAUCUCUGUCCUGCAGUGUUCAGACAGCGUGUAACCUUGUCACGUCACAAGCGAACACACACGGAACAGCACAAGCAGGCACCCUGGGGUGAGAAGCCACAAAAGAACGUUCUCUGUUCUGCAGACCUGAGGCACAACACAAAGCUGCAGUGUAGCAAGAAGACUUACAUGAAAGCGAAGCCAUACAAGUGCAACCUCUGUGCUGCACAAUUCAUAUGGAGCAGGAACAAAGAGCAAGAGAAAGCACCGGUAUCCUCCAUAUUAAGGACAAGCCCAGAGGCACUCGUGACCAAGUAUCUCCAGGUUGCACUUUCUCAAAUGCGCGGUUCGAGAUCAGCAGAGCAACAGUUGAAGCUCGAUUAA
Ornithodoros turicata is the source of this 1593-nucleotide messenger RNA. RefSeq names its product zinc finger protein 501-like. Gene Ontology annotation, molecular function: RNA polymerase II cis-regulatory region sequence-specific DNA binding; DNA-binding transcription factor activity, RNA polymerase II-specific. The transcript is spliced from 4 exons. The record is from RefSeq and is a predicted model, not a curated record. NCBI's taxonomy places the organism in Eukaryota, Metazoa, Arthropoda, Arachnida, Ixodida, Argasidae. Bases 1 to 1593 code for a protein of 530 amino acids. Gene Ontology annotation, biological process: regulation of DNA-templated transcription.